This is a messenger RNA of Porites lobata, 1411 nucleotides long. The record is from the annotation of a GenBank genome assembly. Lineage: Eukaryota; Metazoa; Cnidaria; Anthozoa; Scleractinia; Poritidae.
AGGAGAUAGCUUUUGAGUUAGUCAGUUUUACGCUGGACCGUUGACGCUAGCCUCAGUCCUUACGUCAAGUUCUUGGAAAGGUGUUCGUAAAUUUCGAGGAAUUUAGUGCUUCGCUUAGUUUAAAAGGGUGUUCAGCGCGGAUAGACUGAAACAUAUGAAAUUGACGUUCCUUGCCGCUCAAAAGAAAUCUCUUGAAGAACUCAGUCGGAGAACUGCAGAGAUGAGGGGAGAAAGGAAACAGGCAAUCCUAAAGUGCGGAUAUCUGCUAAAGAAAAGUGAUGUUCUUAAAAAAUGGAACCUUAGAUAUUUUGUGCUCAGCAGAGAAUGUUUGUGCUACUAUCAAAACGAAGAGGAGUCGAGGACGGGUGUACCAAAAGGACUUAUAUUCUUCAACGACAUGUCAGUGUACAUAGACGAGUUACCAGAUAAACGAAGCAAAUACUGUUUAAAGAUAGUAAAAAAAUCAUUGUCGCCCCAACGAGCGUCUCGGACAUAUUUAUUCAGCUGUUUCUCGGAAAGAGAAAGAGAUGGAUGGCUUGCAGAGAUUCUUUAUGCAGCAGCGGAGGCUUUAGUAAUGGAUCCAACUUCGUGGAUUGGAAGACGGGAUAGUAUUCCAACUGAAAAUCUGGACUUUGAGGUUUCUAGGCCUCUGGCUCGCAACGUUUGCCAUUCCUUCACUGCUAAGGAAAUGCUCCAGAGAUGUAGACUUAAGCUUGCGACGCUUUCGCUCAGUAGAACAUCGCUAUCUCAUGCUCCGAGCUGCACGAGUGUCUUCGACUUCAACGCUAAUAGAGUUCUUGGCGUUAACACAUACUGAAUUAAGAACAUGGUAUUAAGAGAUUAAAUCUCACAUUAAUUCCUCAAACAAAAAGCCGUUAAUGUCAGAAGAAAUUCCAAGAACUGAAAACUGCGUAGAUUACUAGGUUUUCAGAGGAACACGGAAAGAAUUUCCAACUGUCUCCUCUUUGGGAGGUCGAUCGUUUACCUGAUGAAUGUGGCAAAAUAUGUGGAAAUGUUAUUGAUUGCUCAAUACAUUCGACUAGUAAGAAGAUUAGAGGUCGCGGACUUAUAAAAGCAGAAUUGUUAACGCCAGUGUAUAGAUAUUUAAUGUAUUUUAAAAAGCAACGUUAGUUUGAAAAUAGUCUCCAUGCUUUCUUUUGUUAGAAUUGUGUAUAAAAGCAGAACUGGGAACGAAGUACCCAAAUAUUUAAUGUAUUUGAAUGCAAAGUUUGUUUUCAAAAUAGAGUUAAUGUUGUGUUAAUUGUCUAAGAAAAUUACUCAAAAGGGAGGGUCCAAAACAGAAAACAAGCAAACUAGAAGCUUUUGAAUAUUUAUUGCAGAUUAGUUCAUUCUUGUUAUCAAAUCUGUAUAAUGUAUCUUAUGGUAUUUCAAAUAAAAUAUUUCUAAACAG